This is a messenger RNA of Porites lobata, 35860 nucleotides long. NCBI's taxonomy places the organism in Eukaryota, Metazoa, Cnidaria, Anthozoa, Scleractinia, Poritidae. The record is from the annotation of a GenBank genome assembly.
AGUCAGCCAUUUUAUUUCAUCCCUUCGUCUACUCAUCGUUUUAAUUUUAUAUUUAAAAUGUUGAUGAUUUAAAAUUAGGUUUUCGGAAGGAAAACGUGCGAUAACAUCUGCAGAAAACACGAUCAACUUUCUUGGUUUGGGAAGGUAGGUGUGUUGUUCUUGUUUGAGGAAAUACCGCUGUCACUGUCAGCUCUGACAUCCACAUGCGUUCAAGGUCCGUGCAUGCACAUUAUUUUGAAGAAUUGCUUGCUGUUCUCUGUUGAUAUUUCAUAGCUUAUAGAUCAGACUAGUUCAACUGAAAAUGAAUGCUUUGUUAACAAAAAGUAUGCACGGAGUAAUAUAGCGAGUGCUUUUGCAAGAAUAGAUCUAAUCUUAUUAAAAUACACGAUACUUAUGGUAAGGACACACAAAAAUAAUAGAAGUUUAGUGCACUUGUUAAGUGCUAGAUCUCCCUUGCCAUACCUUAGGGAGCUAACUGGUCUACAAGAUAUUUAUUUCAAUGAUGUUUCCAAUGCAUAAUGAGGGAAAUUCAGCACUUCACAAAUAAGAGUUUCAAUGUCUAAUAACUGCAAUUUGACCUAUGUGUCUUGUAUGUUUUGUUUCCCAAUGAAUGUUCCGAGGGAAUUUUCCCCUGGUAUCUUUUCAUAAUUUAAGUGUACAAGUGCACAUGAAUAAGAUGAAAUUUGAAAGAAACAAAUCACUAGAGUAUUAUCACAUGAUCUGUAUAGGGAAAACAAAUCUAAGAGGUCUAUUGUAUUUUGCCAAAAGUUUUUACCGCUGGAAGCUAGCCUAGUUGAACCCCUUUAAUGUGGAAACGUUUUAUGGAUGAUCCCGUAGUAUCCAUAUUAAGUGGAUGAUGUUGUUUAAGCAUGGCUCGUACCAUCUUGGGAAAGGUCUUGAAUUUUAGUAGUUGAAGUCCUUGAAUUCGGUUAAGGUCCUUGAAAAGUACUUGGUUUCUUUAUUAGGUCUUGAAAUUCAGUCCGUUGUCUUUCCUUCCUUGUCUUGCCUUCCAUUGUAAGACCUUGUAACACGACACCUCACACAUGUUGUUAUAUUUAUAAGCGCCUAUUGCAUGCUAAAUUCAACCUGGGCGUCCUGUGAUUUGGCUUGCUUGGGAAAAUGGAUGUAUUUAUUACUUAAAUGUAAUUUCCUUUGUAGGUAAGGAGAAUUGUAGAACAUUGGUUUGGUUGACUUUUGUAGCAGCAAAUGGGAAGAGAUAGCAAGUAAGUUGAAAUCUAUGGAAUUUAGUAAUUGAAAAGCAACUCUUUUUUCCCCAGUAAUAAUAUUACCAAUUAUAGCUAUUGCUAAGUGCCAACAAGCAAAGAUUUUACAUAUAUGCACGUGCUGUUGAAUUUGUUUAAAAAUGUCGUGAAACACAGUUGAUGAAAAAUAGAUUGAACUUACUUUGAUUGCAUUGAAAAUAGUGCAAACUUAAAGCAAGGGGCACACAUACACCGACCAACAGCCAGGCUUGUACCUCAUGCACGCACACAGCCAUAUUGCGAGGGCAGUGGCAGCCACAGACAACUGUUUCACCCUUAUUGGGGACCACCAGCGUGGUAAGGCGGUUGAGUUAAUGAACAGGGAAAACUCGCGUCUCAAAAACCCCUUACUGCCGAGGUGAGUGCAAAGCAAUCUAUCAAGUGCAAGCUCCACACAACACAUGUGGGAGCUGUUGGCUGGGAACCACACAGCAGUUCUACCACAACAUGCACAGAGAAGGUGGAUCGCGAGUUACCAGUAAAGUAAAGCAAGGGGCACACAUACACCAACCCACAGACUUGCUAUUACCUCUUGCAUGUGCACAGCCAUAUCACGUGGGCAGUGGCAUCCUUGGACAGCUGUUUCACCCUUACUGGGGUUCAUCAUCAUGGCAUAGCCGUCGGUCAGUGACUGGGGGAAACCCGUGUAUAAAAGACACUUUCCUGCUGAGGCGAGUCCGUUAAGUGCCAGCUCCACACUACACAUGUGGGAGCUGUUGGCUGGGAACCGCAUGGCAGUUCUCACAUGACAUGUGCUGGGAAGGAAGAUCAUGGGUUUGGUGUAUGUGUGCCCCUUGCUUUAAUUUUUCUGUCGAAAAUAGUGAACGAAACUGUUCUACUGCAUAAAGAAUUUGAAAUCCUGACUUUAUGCAGCAAAUUUUUCGAGAUAUUGAAGUUUGAAGAUUGAUUUUUUAUUUUUAAAUUGUUAUUUUUACUAAUUUUCAUUUUGCAUAAAACUUUUGGAAUAUGUCUUAUUUUAGGAUUUUGUUGAGUUAAAAUCCAGAUGAAAAUUUCUUUCCCUGGAUUGAUAUUUGUGCAAUACAAAUCAAUAAAUAUUAUUAUAUUAUAUAUUAUUAUUUGUGUUUUUGCCCGAAGUUGCGCACAAGUCAUUUUGCAUAAAAUUUAGUGGUCUUAUAAGCAAAGUUAAAAUCCAAGAAAAAUCACAUUAAAGUCUGCAAAUAUUUAAUGUACAAAGACACAAAAAAUUUUGCUGCGUUAUUUUUCUUAGUGGCAUGCAAUAAAAAAGUCCAGUGGGCAGAUGCGACAGAUAUUGCGUAAGAGUGAAAUCAUCCACCCGACGAUUGGUUGAAGACGGGAUGAGCACAGGACUCGCAAACACGCACACGGCUCGUGGAUUCUCUGAUCUGUAUCACGUGUUUGUUCGAAAACAAUGCAUUCCCUGUUCUGCAUUACGUCAUGGUUGCCUGACAUCACUCUAUGUUACAUCGAUUCGAGAUUUUUUCUGCCCCUGGAACAAUCGUGCAUGGCUCUAUAAGGCUGCCGCGGAGACGCGAGGCUGUUUAUUGGCAAUUAGAAAGUCAAUAUGACCAUCUAGCGGUAUUUCAGACAGAUUCAGAUGUAGAGUUAUUUAAGAACUACAUUCUUUUAAUAAAAGAAACUUUGAUGGAGAUGUGAUGGUGAAUUUUUGGGCAUUAUUUUUCAGUCAAUGACACAGACGCAAAAUAAUAAACAUUAAACAGUAGAUGCAACUGAAUUUUUUAUUUGUCUAUAAUAAUAAUAAUAGUAAUAAUAAGAUAACAAUGUAAUUAUUAUGCUGUUAUCUUCUAUCAGGCGAAAGAAGAGGUCUCGUUCCAGAUCAAACAGUAGAGAGAGAAGUCGGAGAUCACGCAGUCGAGAAAGAAAUAAGGAACGCAAGAGAUCUCGCAGUAGAAGUGUUGAAAAGGGAAAAGACAAAACUAGCAAGAGACCAAGAGAAAAAGAAAAAGAAAAGGAGAGAAAGAGAAAAAGAUCAGCAAGUGGCUCCCCGGCAAGUAGAGCAUCAACGAGCAGAAGUCGUAGUCGAAGCCCUGCUCCCAGAAAAAAGGAGAAAGACAGUCAACGAAAGCGAAAAUCUCGCAGCAGAAGCCAUGAAAAGAGAAAGAAGGAAAGGCCUCGUAGUAGGGAGAGAGAAAGAGAUAAGGAAAGAGAUAGAAAGAGACGCUCAAGAAGUCGCAAUCGUUCAACUUCUUCUGGUUCACGAUCAAAGAGUAGAAGUCCGGACCAAAAAAAGUCUAAGUCAAGGUACAGUACUAUUCAAAAGUAAGUCGAAAGUCUGUUAUGAGUCUCAACUUGACUUGAAUUUGAUUCUCAGUUCCUGUGCAAAUCAAGAAUUGAGAACAAGUUUUCGAGGACUGAGUUGAGAAUCAAGUCUCGCGAGACAGGAAACAAUAAAUUCAUCAACGACUGAUUUCUGGAUUUCUUUUCACAUUGACAAGUGAUACAUCAUAACACAAAACGUAACAUUCGUGUCUUACUCAGGAAUGGAAUGUUCUUGCUUGUUAUCAUUGAAUUUCUUUGAUUUAGUCUUUUUCUUUUCCAUGACAGUCGAGACAAAAGAAAACGAGAUGAUAAGGACAGCUCGGAUAGAAGCAAGGACACCAAAAAAUCCACAGAGGUAAAUGAAUUUUUGCACUAUUUUCUUUGGUGUUUUAUCCAAAGUGUGAUAUGUAGGCCAUAUUUGACCUUAACAAUCUUGGGCCAUUCAGUUUUUGAAUUCAAUGGCCAAUAAACAUCACCUGGUACAAAGCCUGACCCCACAUCACUUCCAGAUUAUUGGAUAGUGGAUAUUCCAGAUUAUUGGAUAGUGUUUUUUCUGCACUCUGAUUGGCUACUCAAAGUUGGGAUAUUCAGUGUUAUUCACUGAUUCACCUCCAGCUCUUCUGAGCAAGGGAUGCCAAACUGGUGUAAGUUAUGAGCAAAAUGGUUUCCCGGUUUGCUGCCGUAACAAACAAAGAAAUUUUAAUCGCAAAAAAUCAAACGUGCUGUUCCCGAAAUAUACAAAGAAGGUGAUGAAAUUAGGUUUGGAAGCUUUAAGAGGUAGAUCUUUGUCUGUUUGACUUGAAUUUAUCAGUGAAACCGGUGAAAAAGUUUUUUGUUUACGAAUGCAAAUUAAGUCUUGCAUUAAUUUACGGAAUGGUUUCAAUUACAAAAAGAAUUCAUAGCUCCUUUUGAAGAAAUUUCCCGACAACAGCUAGACAAAUGCCUUUAAAAGUUUCAUCUGUCAGCAAGAAAACACGACGGCUGUUCAGUCAUUUGCUCGAGCCAAAUUAUAAUCGUUGGCAGUAGUAAAUGAGUUCAAAACCAUUUUUGUGCUCAAUUAUCUCUUAUACUAAAACAAUAAUUUUCACCUCAGUGUUGGUGGCUAGUGGUGGGUAAAUAUCCACCGCUGGCCACCUCUUAUCGGUUAACCCUUCAAACCCUGAGAGUGAUCAGUAUGAAAUUUCUCCUUGAAAUAUCAAUGCUUUAUAAAACAGAGUGGGUAUGAGACUUGAGAGCAUGAUCACAGAAGAUGAAUCUAUUUAACCCAUUCGCCCCUGAACCGCCCGUAACCGCCCGUGUGGAUCCAGGUACUUUCUAUCCUUUGUGACGUCAUCAGUUUUAACGGUCAAGGACAACUUUCUUCGCUAACUUGUGCAGAGUGAAGAAAUCUUUCAAAUCAUACCAGAAUGAGCACAAUUCAGUCAAGGACACCGGAGAAACAAGCAAAACCCGUUUUGACCUGAAAAUUCCAUGAAAAUCUUGCUCCAUUACCCAACCUUUCCUUUAAAAAUCCUAAUCCUGUCAGCAAGAAAAAACUCUUGCCACCAAAAUGUUCAGUCUAAAUGCCCAGCAAAAAAAAAAAAUGAGGCAAGAAAAGUAAAAAAUAAGAGUUCAAAACCAUUUUUGUGUAAAAUUAGACUGCUUAUUUUAAAACCAAAAACUUUUCAAAUUUUGCUUUGUUGGUGGCUAGUGGUGGAUAUUUUGCAUCUGGAUCAGAAGGCCUUAAAGUUAACCUGUAAAACCCUUUGUGGUCAGUAUUAAAUUUCUCUUUAAAUAUCAAUGCAAAGACCAUAAAACAGACUAGGUAUGAAACUUUUUUGCAUGAUCUCCAAGAUGAAUCUAUUUAAUACUUCAACAAAUUCUCCGUUUUUCCUCUACUGAAAGCAUAUUGGGGACAACAAAAAGGGGGUUUAAAGGGUUAACUUGCAUGAACUUUUUCUCACCUUGUACAUGUAUUUCACUUGUUUCUUGCCAUAUAAGUAGUAAAAUGCUCAAAAUACAUCCUCUUUCAUUUUUUAAUUGCUUCCUUUUCAAUAAUAGCCUAUUGACAAGUGGUCCUUAUUAAAUUGGCAACAGCCUAAUUUUGACUGGUCUUGAACUAGUGGAUUACUUCUAACUGCUUAUGAUUGAGCACUGGUAUUGUACAGUGUAGUUGUGAUUGUUUAUGAUGCAUCUUGGUAACAGCUGUCUAAAAAAUAAUUUUUUCCAGUCAAAGAAAGAUACCACAAGCUCAAGUGUAGAGGAAAAAAGCGCUGAAGAUGACAAGGUACCCAUACAAUCAUAAUAAAAACCCAAAUCAGUUGGGCAAAAUUUCCCUAAAUGAGAAAUCCCAACUGUCGGCUGUCAGCACAUGCAUUUUGUUAGGUAUACAUGUAUUUGGUGACAGGGAAUCCUCAGUUAGAAACUUGAGGCUAUAGGGUCUGGGCUAUAAUACCCAAAUUGGACUAAAUUGAUAUAAUACACACCAAGGAAAGAUAAACAAUGUUAAAAAUGUUCUGUUAAUGUGUUAUUAUAUGCACAUGAGGUUUUUUUUUCAAGUUGUGCAAAUACAGUAGUUGGUUGCCUAAUGCCCCCAGGCCCAUUUCUUGAAUGUUCUGUUAGCCUUACAAAUAAUGUACAGGCCUAAGAUUGGUUUUAAAAUCAAAAUUUUUUAAUCAUGGCUAUGCUGGCUCUAACUCCCUUAACCAGUUUAUUUUGUUUUGUUUGCUAAUUAUUAUUCCGAUACAUUAUUUUUAGAACUAUUUACAAUGUCAAUUCAAAUGCCAUGGCUGUUAUUAAGAGGCGGGGGCUGGGGAUUUCCCCAGGGUACUAAGAACGUGGCCCUUGGCUACUUUCAUGGGAAAAUAGAGGAAAAAUAGAACCAAAAGAAAUCCCCAACUGUUUCAUUCCGUGCCUACUUGUAUUUAUUUACCUGGCAACUUGAAGUCUUGAUGAUAGCCCUAAAAUGCAUCAAACAUGAAACAGCUUUCUGGUGCUGUUGCAGUUAAAUUACAGGCACUUUCAAGAAACAGAGCCCUGGGCACUGUUAAAUCUAGAAUAUUGUAGCCCUCAGCUGAACCCUGUGUGUGUGUCUAACAAAGUCAUAACUUAUUAUUCAUUUUUGGACUGCAUUAGUUCAAUGUUGUGAUACUGAUUGUAUGUUAGGAUGCAGAGCAGAAAAGACUUGAUGAGGAGAUGCAGAAGAGAAGAGAAAGGUACCAUUGUUAUUUUAAAAAGAAUACCUUCUACCUCUUCAAGAGUGUAAGCUCAUGUGGUGUAGUGAGCUAGCUCUAUCCCUGUCAUGUAAGCAAACACAGGUUUGAUUUACUGCUAAAUCAAACAACAUGUCAACAUGUAGUUUUUUUUUUCCUGCUUUUUUCCUCUUCACUCUAUCCCUCUUUACUCCUACUGUUGGCCCUUUUCCUUGACCUUGCAAGGUUUGGUUAGAAAUUUCUUGUAUUUUUUUUUUUGAUGAGGACAGGACAGGUGCCAGUGAUAUCGAUGCCAAAGCCAGACCCUUCCCAGCACUCCGUGCUAUAUUUUUUUGGCUGCCAUGUUGAGUACACUAUAGAACAAAAAUUUUAAUUUUGGUGACUAAAAUUGUCGCAAAGUUGUUAAUAUGUUUUCAUUUUUAGAGUUUAUGGUCUUUAUGUAAUGGUGAAAGAAACAUUUGCAUGAAAAUAUAUAUUAUUUAAACUCCAUUUUCUUCCAUCUUUUUUCCCCUGGAUCUGAUUAUUAAGUCUUAAGAUGUAACAUGCACCUCCAAAUUGCUAGUUGGGCAGCCAUUUUUAUUACUUCAAACAUUUUGCGUAAUAUUGCUCAAAAUGUCCUUUUUUGUGUCAACUUACAUUUGGCCAUCGCAUUUAUAAAUAGAGUGGGCAUUUCUUUUACAUGUAACAAACUGUUGUUUUUGAUGUUCUAUGAUACUUACCAGUACAUUUUGUUCAUGCCAAUGAAAUUAUCAGGAUAGAGGCAUGGAGAGCCCAGAGAAAGAAAGAACAAGAAGACAAAGAACAAACUGAAGCUGCAAGCGAAGAACAGCAAAAGAAGAAAAAAGCGUGGAGUUUGGAGGAUGACGAUGAUGAUGAUGAGGAGGAGGAAGAAGAGGAAGAAGUGCAAGUUAAGGAAGAGGAACAGGUCUGAUUAAUCUUAAAUCGAAUUUUGCAUAUCAUUCUGUAAUUCUACUUACAAAAGCAUUGCUUUGAUUUGGGACCUUUCAUAAGCUGAGUUGCCUUGUAGUUAUUUAUUUAUUGUUAGGUAAUUUCUUGGUUUGUGUUCUUGCUUGGCUGCUUCUUAUUUGUAUGUUGGAUUAUUUUAAUUUGUUGGCAGACCGAUCCUUUAUUUCAGGAUGUCCAUCCUACACCUGUAUUAAAAUUUAUUUAUCAUUGUCAUUUAUAUUAAAGGUAAAUGAAAAAUUACAUGUAUUUCUUUAUUACCAAUACAGGAGGCUGAGGAUGAACCAAAAACUAAAAAAAUAAACAGUAAGUGGUGAAACUUUUCAACUGUUAGGCCAUCCCCCCUUUUCUUCUCCGUUUAGCGUCAUGCGAGCAACCCAAAUUUUUGGCAUUUUCAAAAAAAAAAGAACCAAACGAUGUAGGUAAACCUAAUCUGAUAUAUGAGCAUUGUAACAGCAUUUCCAGGUGUAAAGUUUUGGUGGUGUAUCCUUUUGCAGUCGAUGUCAUAGUAAAAACUUUUACUAUGACAUCAUCGACCACCCUAUUUUCUGCCAUAACGAGUUUGUGUCAAUUUGGUGACCAUAUCUUGUUGUUUCCAGGCUCCAAGACAAUGAUGUUUGCCGUUUUCAUUGCCCUUUUCUUAUGUUCACUUAAGAGUUAAAUAGUGCUGUCAACAACAACAACAACUAUCAUAUUACACUGUAUGACAAAAAACCCCAUUGAAGUCAUUAAUUUUGAUGAUGUCUUUUAUCUAAAAGUAUCCUAAAAUUAUUAUGGUAGUUAAGUUCACGCCUUUAUAUAAUUAUUUUUAUUUAUUCUAAUCUCUAAUGUCUUAAUUCUAAUAAUCUCUUGUGAUGAAUGUGUUGCAGAUAAAAAAGGCCAGACUAGUGUUUCUAAUGGUAAAGUAAAGGAGGAACCGGUAAGUCUUAAUUUGCAACACCAAACAUUUUUUCCCGCUCCACAGUUUCGACACUAAGCAGGGCUGCAAAUAAUUCAUAAUUGUUUUUCUUAAAAAGGCAUAAGUCCCUGCACGUCGUCAUUUUGAUUGAACAACAAAAAAACGUGGUCAGACAUUGUUACAGUUGUACAAUAAUGUUAAACUUUUUCAUUAGAGUGGAACCCAGUUAAGACAGCCACCAAAGGGACAUAUUUUUAACAUUUUUAAAACAGUAUUUUUAGAAGGGACCUGGUUUGUUUCUUUGUUUGUUGGUUUUCUUCACUGCGCAGUUCUUAUAUAUGAUUUUCAUAUAUUCAUAACUUCAUCAUCAUCCUUUCACGGGUUUAUAACGAACCAAUAAAUUAAACGACCUGCUCCCAGUUGGCUUGUUAGCUCAAUUGGUAGAGCACUGCACCGGUAUCACAGAGGUCAGGGGUUUGAAUCCUGUACAAGCCUGAAUUUUUUUCAGGCUUUCUUUUUGCAACUGUAAAUUGUGUCUAUAACUUUGAUCAUCUUCUUUCAGAUAAUUCUUCACCCCACAGUUCUCAUAUAUGAUUAUUUAUAUUUUCAUAAUUUGGUUUUUUAAUAUUUGAAAAAAUAUAUUAUAUAUGUGGAAUCUGUUUACUUUUCCUGCUCACUGUAGGAUGUAAAAGGAAUUUUUAAAUGUCAUUUUUGGCCGACGCACCACUGGCUAUGAAAUUAUGUCAGAUCAGCCAGGACCUGUAUGUUUUUUAUAAGACCCUUGUGAUCAAGUUUUUAAAAGGGACUCACACUUGGGUAAUGCAUCUUUGUUGAGACUGAUGAUGUUGACAAAUUUGUUUAGCAGGAAGAUGAUGAUGUUGAUCCAUUAGAUGCCUUUAUGGCUGAUGUUAACAAAGAGGUGAAUAUUUCAUAAUAAUAUGGUAGUCUAUUAAUACCUGCACUACUGUAUUCCUCCCUCGUCAAAAUAUGUCUUCUCUUUGGUUUCUCUUAAAAAAAACUGAGGAAAUUUACAGGCUGUGGUACCAAGCUUUCCUAACUUUGUAGCUUUUUUUUUCUUUGCAGGUUUAACUUGUAAAAUAACUUGUAAAACUAGUUGUAAAACCAAAUUCAUGACUUGUAAAACCAGUUUAGGAAUUUUCAUUGUACAUGCAAACUUUUUAGUAUACAUUUCCUAGCAUCAUUUUAUAUAUGUUGCAGGUAAAAUCCGUAUUUAGGUAUAGCCAAAACUUGUUUUUUUCUCCUGUCAAUAAUAAGGGCUAGGAAACAGAGAAAACUGUGUAUCAAACUUGGUUGAAUAGUGGGUUAACCUGAGAACAGAUUUUACUUAUAGCUACUCGAUAAACAGGCUGUAUAUCUAAACUGUAGUUCUAGGUUGUGUAUCCCGCUACCAGCAAGUCUGGACUGAAGUUUCAUGCAUGUUACAAAAUUACUAUUUUUAUUGCUGUAAUAUAUAACAUUAAUUCAAACUGGAAAUAAAUAUUUAAAUAAAUUUGGAUUGAAAUCAAGGCCAUUUUUUGUUCUUCAACAGGUGAAGAAAAUCAAUGCUGUAGAUCAGAAGAAAGUUGGUAAAGCUGGGAAGACAACUGUGAUAACCCAUGUAGUCACCAAGAAGAAGAAGAGGGUAGGUCAAUUAACAGAGUAAGACAAAAAUUUUCCUAUCCACUUGUGCUUUGGACAAGCACUAUAUUAAAUUUGGUUGACCGAAACCCAAGAGUUCUUGUCCAAAAAGUUUACCUUGAAACUGAAAACUAAAAAACAAUCAGGCAUUUAAUGUUUACAUUAUUACCCUUGUAAAUUGUUUUUGACUUAAACCUAAAAUGGAGCUCGUAAAAACUAGUGAAAUGGCUGCGGAAUGGUAAAGUUAAAAGGAAUAUUUAACCUUAAUUUGUCAAGUAUGAGGUUCGCUUUUCUGACUUUUGAGAUGAAUUUCAGUUCAACUGUAGUUUGAAAAUUUUCAACUGUUUCUUUAUUUUUUCUGGUUAAAAAAUGUGGUUGUCCCACAGAUAAGUCAUGUCAAAGGUUUACAUUGCGGAACUAAAUUUCUACCUGUCCCAGACAAAAAAGACACUCAAGACAUUUUUAUUUCAGAAAGCUUUUUUGUAACUUUAUGUGCUUUUUAAUCUCGUUUUUAGUAGGUUUUACGCAGUUUUUUAACGAUUUAAGUAGUCUACGUAAUUUUUAUAGUUUCAGUGUUGACAUUGUUUGAACUCUUUUUGAUAGGUUCAUGCACUUUGUAUAUUUUAUGCAGUCUGAGUAACUUUUUUUUGUUGAAAUAUUUUUAUUUUUAAGUGCUGAUGAAAAUAGCAGGGCUUCUGAUAUUUCGCGGAAAAAAAAGCAAAAUUUCGCGGGAUUUUCAGGGGCAAAUUCGCGGAAAAAUCGGCCGAUUUCGCGGGAAAAAAGUCAAAAUUCGCGGAACAAUCGGCCGAUUUCAGGCGAUUUUCGCGGGAGAAAAGUCAAAAUUCGCAGGAAAAUCGGCCCAUUUCGAGGGACUUUAGCAGAAAAGAGUCAAUUUUUGAGGGAUUUUCAGGGGCAAAUAAUUUCCUAAGAAUUUCUUAGGAAAAUCGGCCGAUUUCACGAGAAAUUUCGGGGGGAAACUUCGCCAAGAAACAAUAAGUAAAAAACAGCCGAUUUCGCUGGGUUUUUUUGGCAAAUUUCGCUAAAAUCGAUCAAUUUUGCGUCGAUAUGACCAGCGUUGGUGAACUUUUUUUUUAACACGGAUAAUCAUUUGCUCUUUCAACAACAGUUCGCUCGAGAAAUAAGCGCAUGUUAAAGCCAUCAACAUUAUGGUUACUGCCCAGUUUUUCGCAACGUUCAUCUAAAAACGCCUGGUAGUUUUGGGACGUUGUUUACUCGUUUCAGUGAUGAAGUCUCAAGCUAAAUUUGGACGUUUGGGGUGAAUAAAACCGGUCUAAUAGCCAAGAUAAGUAUUAAAUAUGUUUUGCCGACAUGUAUUUGGAAAUAUUUCUGGCGGAUUUCGCGGUAUUUCGCGUUUUCUGGGGAAUUUCGCGGGAUUUCGCGGAAAUACCUGAAUUUCGCGGGUCCGCGACCGCGCGAAAUAUCAGAAGCCCUGAUAAUAGCAAUAUUGAUAUCGGCACUAUAUAAGUUUUAUUAUUAUUAUUAUUAUUACAAUAAAAAAAAAAAGUUUUGGCACACCCUGAUUAAGAUGUUUGUGAUGGAGAUUAGCUUUAGUUUAUGACUUUGAAAGGGCAUUCUGUUGAUUGUACAACAUUCCUGGGGGAAAAUCAUCAGAAAUGAAUAUAUAUGUAAUUAACUCCUCAAGUCCCAAAAGUUUUCAGCAUCAAUUUCUCAUAACAAUACAUAAUCAACAGAAAAAAAACUUUGAGAUGUAAUAUAAUGAUCACCUAAGGGAAAAUGCUUCCUUUUUACGUUUCUGAACAAGUUUGGGAAAAUCUGUCUACACCACUGAAAGAGCGUCUUUAAAUUAGUAAAAUUGCCAAGUUUGAGAGUGAUUUGUGAAAAACUUACGAAGGUAUAGUUCCUCAAAGUCGCGACAUUUCACAGACGUUUGUAUGGUGGGCGGCACAAACUUGCCUUCCCCCCCGCCACCAUGCAAAUGUCUGUAAAUUUUGGCAACUUUGCGGAGCGAUAUUUUCGGUUGUCUAAGAUGUUUCACUGUCAAACAUGACCAUGAACUGAAGAAUAAUAUCAAUUUGAUGAACUGUUUGGUUGUUUAGGAUCCCACCAAAGGUGAGCUGAUGGAAAAUGAUCAGGAUGCUAUGGAGGUCAGUACAUAAAAGAUCUUUGUGUUAUAGAAAAGUGUGCUGCGAUAUCUUGAUGCUGUUACAGUGAUAGAAAAAUAAGCUAUUUGUGUUAAGUUCCCCUGCCCCACCCUAGGUCUGGACAUAUUGAGAUUAAUGCUAUGGUUGUGCUUUGUAGCCGAGUUCUUAGGCAGAUUUGCAAAAACAUUGUGAUCACAGUGAUGCAUGAAGAUCUAAAACCUGAACUGACAAAUGGCAGAGCAUUCAGUCCUUCCUAUGUACUUUUGUGUUUUCUCUGACAUUGCGUUGCAUUCAUAUGUCUUUUCCCUCAAUUGUUGAGUAAUUAGACCUGUCGAGGUAGAACUUACUGAUCCUCUCUUGGGCAGAUGUUUUUAUCUGACAGUUUAACCUGUUCUUGAAUUUUGGAACACAGCUUGAAAUGUUUAAAAGUUAUUUUGCAUUCUGUAGUAUUCAUCUGAGGAAGAAGUAGAAGAGGAGACUAUAGAAUCAACUUAUGCAAACUUCAAAACCAAGAAGAAGAAGGUAGGAAAAUGAAAGCGUCUUAUGUUAUAAAGCAUUACAGGUUUGCGGCAUUGUACAGAGCUGUCAAUAAGAGAUGGGAGCUUAAGCUUUCCCCUGGCUACCACGAGCUUGGCCCCUGGCUACUUUCAUAGAAAACAAAAGGAAGAAAGAACCAUCUUUUCUUCAAUAAACGUAAACAGCUGUAGCCCAUAGUUCGAGGAGGCUUAUCCUCUCAUACUUAUCUUAUAUCAUUUGUAAUUUCUGUUGUGGCAAGGAUAGAAAACAAAACAAAACAAACAAAGAGAAGUUCCAAGCUGCUUAAUUCCCCACCUGCUGAUUGCAAAUAUCCAGCAACAGUAACAGCCCUGUUUGUAUGCCCAUCAUCUAAUCUAAUGUUUCUAGCUUUAUAUCCUCUUCAGUAAAGGAUUGUGUUUCCCUUUGCUCCAAACGAUCCACCAUCUUUCACUAAGAAGUUUGAAAAGAGUUUUAUGGGUCCUACUUUUGGUUCCUAGAGUGGUAGCUGUAGCACUAGGAAUGAAAUUAUUUUCCAUUUGCUUUCACAUCCAAUUGCCCCCACCCCCACCCGAAAAAGGCGUCACUGACCAUGUUUGUCACAGGUACAGGAAAAAGGGUUUUAAAUAUUUUUUUUUUCAUGACGUUAGGAUCUCCAAGCAGUGAACCACAACAAAGUGUACUACUCAAGCUUUAGGAAGAAUUUUUAUGUGGAGGUUCCUGAACUUGCAAAAAUGACUCCUGAAGGUAAGAAUUGGUUCCUCAGUGCACAGCUCAUUUUAAAAUAAAUGACGUUACUUUAUUUAUCCUCGGUAGUAUUCACGGCUAAAAAAAGCUAGUGGGGCGAGCAAAAUUGGUAAUGACAUGACAGUGACACAGCUAGCCCAUUUAACUUCAAGAAUAUUAAAGUGACAUUUUCAUUUCGUUACCCAGAGGACAGCCAACUCGGAGAUGUUAUAUAACCUGUCUCUUAACUUUUGGAUUUGCAGAGGUGGACGAAUACCGUAAGAAACUUGAGAACAUUCGAGUUCGUGGAAAAGACUGUCCAAAACCUGUGAAAACCUGGGCACAGACUGGAGUUAGCUUAAAAAUCCUUGAGGUCCUUAAAAAGUAAGUAAAUUGCAUUGAGCCAGCUUGCUAUUUUAAAUAAUAGCAUUAUUAUCAACGCACUUUUUGUGCUUAUCCUGUUAGAUACACAGUGGUUCAUCUCUCACACUAUUUUUCUUCAACUGGUUUCUUAUAAACUAAAUUCCUAAAGAUCAACUGACAUGAGAAUUUUUUCUUUUUACUUUAAGUUUUUAUUUAGGUCCUCCACUUGCUGUUGCAUAUUGCACUGAUACUGAAGACAAAACAAAAAGUUAAACCCAGCGUAAUGCACUAUUGUACCCAAUUUUGACACAAUGGGAGUUGUUUGUCCACAAAAUGUUAGAGACAGAUUAUUCCUAACUUUCUCUUCAGUCAAUAAAUGUUAUUUUAACUUUUAAUUUUGUACCGUUGUCUAUAUCCUUUGGAGCUAACAUUCAAAACGUUUCUAGAAUUAAUUCUACACGGUGUCAUGUCUUUCAAUUCUUUAAUGAAUGAAAGUUGAGAUUUUUUGGGAGGUUAAUGGACCUACUUCACUCUUUUAAUAAAGGAACCAAUACGAGAAACCAACACCGAUUCAGGGUCAGGCCAUUCCAGCCAUCAUGAGUGGAAGAGAUAUGAUAGGUAAGAUAAGUUCAUUUCUUACGGCCGUGUCGUCCUUACUGUUUGAGAAGAUGUCUCCUAAGAGCGGGUUUUUAAUUGAGCAUCGCCAAUUCCCCCCAGUUAGAAAGGAGAAUAGCCUGCGAACACAGACAUAUUUCCGCUCGUCGCUUCUCUCCACCCGAAAAAUGACGACCGGCUAAGAGAGGGGGACUGGAGCCGAAAUGCGUCCCGCAAUUGUUUCUGGGAUUGUCACUGGUAACGUGUCGGUAGGUAUUGGCCAAUUCUUUUUCUCCGUCCUUAGCAACAGUCCCAGAAGUCUUUGUAAAAGUUAACUCGGCCCAGUCGCGUUCUCGGUGUUAAGUGGUGAAUUGAGUUUCAAACUAAACAAAAGAAAAUACUUCAGCCAUUCACAUUUUUUUUAGCAAUUACACUUAGCCAACACUAAGCGCGAAAAACUGAAUCUGCAGGCAGUUAACAAUGGUGUUUGUUUCUCUCCAUUUUGGCUGAUGUGUCGCUUGCUUUUUCCGUCAGUCAUACCGUAUAGCAAUGCCGGUAACUAAAAGCAAGUCUCUGUAAUAAACCGAUCAAAACUUGAAGCAGUCACAUGUAACCGACACUAAGCGCGUGAAGGGUAAACACGUGCAGGCAAGACUGACUCCUGAUUGGCUGAGGUGUCACUUUUUCUUCUGUCAGUCAUAUUGUCUAGCAGUUCCAGGGGAAAGGAAAGUCUCUCUAUCUAAUAAACCAAUCAAAACUUGAGGCAGUCACAUAAAACCGGCACCACGUUCGUAAAAACUCGUGAAGGCAAGUCAGGAUUCCUGAUUGGCUAAAAAAAGUGGCAUGAUUUUUGUUUGCUAAUCGUAUCGUAAAGCAGUGUACGAUGAAAGGCAAGUCACGCUAAUAAACCAAUCACAGCUAAUCGCGUCUUUGGAAAGCUUUGGAAGCUAGUCCAUGCCCUGCGCAAGUUGUACGUUAACGGUAUGAUUAGUGACGUGAAAGAAAUACCUUUUUCAUGACUGUGGGUUAAAACACAAACUUUGCACACGGAUAUUGAAACCAUGACACAUAAUAUAUCAGUGUAUAUCAAGAGCUCAACCCCGUUAAUGUCUCUCAUUUCACGUAUAUUUCGCGUUGAUAUUCUACUAUUUUGUGGAAGGAAGGUAGAACUCUUUUUCCCAUUUUUCACCAUUUCUCCAGGAAUUGCCAAGACUGGAAGUGGAAAGACAUUAGCAUUUCUUCUUCCCAUGUACCGACAUGUUCUGGACCAACCUGAGCUUGACAGAGAAGAUGGACCAAUAGGUAGUUAACCCUUAUGUAAUCUUGAAUCUCAGGCCUUUAUCAAACACCGUGCUUACGUUGCACUGGACUAGAUUCAUCUUAAUAAGCAUGAAUUUUAGCUCAGCGACAUCGCUUGAGUCGACUUCUAAAUCAACGUAAAUAGAGAGGAGAAUUCGUUACGUCACGUUGCCAUGGUAGCAAAAUGUUUGGAUAACAACAAACCGAAAACGUCACAUGAAAAGCAAAUUUGCACAGCUUCAACCUUCAUCGAUCUUAUUCAAUGUCAUUUAAUUUGGCAAACGUUGGCGAAAUUUCCUCGGGUUGAAUUCGAAAGGACCGUAUAUAAGUUUAUAAGUAUUAGAAGAGAAAAAAGACAACUUUUGUGUUGUGUUCACCUACUCCAUAAAGCAAGCGUGUGAAAUUAGAAAGUUUCAUGUCGCAGGGGUGCAACGACGGCAAAGACGGCAAAGAAAUGUACAAAAUAGCGUGAUGCACGUGUAAAUUUGGUGUUUUGUCAAUAAAGACCUAUUAUCUUUUUUGCCGUUCUCCUUCCAUCGCCGUCGCCGCUGGUUUUGUUGUCAUCCAGAAAUAGUGCUACCAUGGUGACGUGACGUCAUACUUCUUCUCUCUAUACCAAGUAAUUAAGAUCGACAAACGCGCUGGGGUAAUGCUUAAUGAGUUAGUUUGCAGAGACUUGGUUCAAGUACGGCCCUUGACUCGUGCCGAGGUCUAUACUUCAAGAUUUGUGAUAAUUUCGUCUUGGAUCUUACCGUCCAGCUCGACUAAAGUACAGUACGGCGUUGGGCGUUUUAGUCAACUGCCGAGCUGAAGCUUAAUUCUUUCUUGUUUGGUACAAUGAUGGCACGGCGUUUGUACCGGGCCUUAGCUUUUUCUCAGCGGUUUCUUUAUUUUUAUUUUUUCGGAGGGUGGGGUGGAUGGGGAGGGGGAUUUGUAGGGUUCAAGUUGCCGGGUAAAUACAACAAGUAGGCGGGGAACAAAACAGCUAGGGAUUUCUUUUGGUUCUAUUUUUAUUUUAUUUUCCCAUGGAAGUAGCCGGGGGGCACGUUCAUAGUAGCCGGGAGAAAUCCCCGGCCCCCGCCUCUUAAUGACAACCCUGGAUUUAUGUAUGUGAUAUCCUGCUACUGAGUAUUGCUUUUCUGUGACACUGAAACUUUUACGUCUGUGAAACAAGCUUUAGUACGAUUAUUCAGAUCAUUUCUGACAUCAGGUAAACAAUACAGUUCUGCAUAUGAUGUCAAGUCCCUGAAUGAAUCCGUUUUGAACACACUUUCCUGUAGUGCUUUUUAUUAACCUAGUAAGUUAAACGAGGCCAGGAGAUUUAGCAGAAACGUUUUUAUAAUUUUGUCGGUAUUGUAAUCGCAAGACUGAUAAUCAGGCUUGUGACUUGUGACUGUGUUUUAUUUUACUUACAGCUAUCAUAAUGACACCAACUCGGGAACUAGCUCUUCAAAUUUAUCGUGAAUGUAAGAAGUUCUGUAAGCCGCUCAAUCUGCGAGUGGUCUGCGUGUAUGGUGGCACUGGUAUCAGUGAACAGGUCAGUCCACCCCAAGCCCCUUACCCUACCCCCCACUGAUGUUUUCUCAUCACUUACCCCAGUAACAUUUGACCUACUCAUCCAUCCCCAGCCAUAAGUAGGAUUUACGAUUCCCUCUCUUUGUGCAUGCACUGUACUCGAAGUAGAAUUUUUCCUACCCACACACAGUACGAUUUGCCUUUCCCAGCCACGAUUUGCUCAAUUGGUGAAUAACAAUUUUGGAUGUUUCUUGGUGUUUCUGGACUCGGGAGAGCGGCGGAAAUCAAGCUCGAUUUGGAACAGCUGAGCUGAAAUCGUUUCUCAUUUUUCUUCCCAUCCUCGCGAUGAACAUUUCCUCUUUUUUAACUUCUUGUAUGUUUACUGGAUAAUGAUUUGCCAAGGGCUGUUACCGUUCUCCAGUCGCAGCAAAUCUAUUUAAUUUGCUCCAUGUUGUUGUUGUGUAGUCAAUUACCAGUUACGUUUCUGUUCAGAUUGCAGAACUAAAGCGUGGAGCAGAAAUCAUCGUCUGUACCCCUGGAAGAAUGAUAGACAUGUUGACAGCCAAUAACGGUAGGCUAAACAUGAAGCUAAUUCGCCACUUUAGAAAAUACCAUAAUUAUCUUUUUGUCCCCCCCCCCUCAAAAAAAAAAAUUGCAUUGUAAAGAUUUUUGCGGGGGUGUGUGUGUGGGGGGGGGGACAAAAAGAUAAUUAUAAUAUUUUCUAAAGUGGCGAAUGGUAAUGCUUUUUCAUUUAUGUAACCACCAAUGAAAUACCAGGUGAGCUGUCACGUGAAAAUAUUAUAUCUUCUACAUGAAAAGGUCACCCUUUCUGUUGCUACAUAAUAAAUUGCGCCUUUUGCAACGGAAAGAAAUUUAGUGAAAUGGUCUGGAAUUUCGUUGGUGUUUAUAUGAUUAUUCUCAUGUUCAAAAAUAUUUCCUUCGCUCGGAGAUAAAUUUCGUAUCUUCGCGAGGCCAAAAAAUAUGCUCUGUUUAUAUACUUUUAGUUUGGAGUUUUCAAAAAUAACCAAUCUGUUAAUGACAAUAGAAAUGAUAAAUAGAAAGUGCAGCCUUAUGGCGUUCCUUGUUUCAAUCUUGCCUUACUUGCUUUUGUUUUUACUGUAAUAUUUUAAAGGCCGAGUAACAAACUGCCGUCGCUGUACUUACCUGGUGCUGGAUGAAGCGGACAGAAUGUUUGAUAUGGGAUUUGAACCUCAGGUAGGUCAAGUUUACCAUUAUUCUGACUACAUAGUUAACAUUUGAUUGGUAAUACUAAACCUGAAAUCUGCUGAUCGGGCUUAACUUUGAUUUUCAAGCUGCGUUAACGCCGUUUCCUUUCUAAUAUUGUUCCAUUGUGAAGAAUACGCAUGUCUUACAAAAUGAGUUCAAGGUUUGCAUGUAACUCAAGAUUCUGUAACAUACAGUGCGGAUCGAGAAAAACGUUGUCGAUCAAAUUUUAGUUGAAUCUCUGGGUAAUUUGAGGCUAAGUCCCAUGAUUGCAUUGAAGCUUUAAACGCAACCAAACGAUAUUUGUCCGUUUACGAAUGUUCAAAUGUGGAGGACGAUUAACAAGUUGUUUACAUUUAUUCUUGUUUAUUUGUGGACGGAAGCCGUAAGCGCAGACUCGUCCCCAGUCUCCUCUGUUAAACCUCUCCCUAGUGCCGGAGCGCCAGGUUUGAUGGGAAAGAGAAAGGUGAGGUUCUUCUCCCUACCCAUCAUCCUCUGCUCCCGCCGUACGCGUUAUGAGGACGACCUGGGGACGAGUCAGCCCAAAGCUCAUACGUUUAUGUGCGCUGACAAUUUUUAAAGGACUCGUGCGGACAUCGGCAGGAAAUCGGUAUCAAAAAACAUAAGCUGAAGCAGGCUGUGCUUUAGAAUGCGGCUCACCACUGAAAUUGGUCAAUCACACAGAGCGCAUACUACAUGUGAUAGAGAGGAUUAGAAAACGAGAAAUAAAAAACCAAGAAGUAAUUGCUUCUGUGCACUACAAAGUUUAUAACAACUACCAAAAUCGUAGACAUGAGAAUGCUGCACCAAAUUUCCCGAACACAAUGAUUAAAAAGUGUGAAGAAAUCAAUUUUGAAUGAAAUGACCUUGAACAGGAAUUCGCCCAACCCCAUCCUUAAAGUUACCUUGCAUAUUAUAUAUUAGGAGCUUGGUGUUUGCAUCUGGGCAGUUGUGGUUUUUUCUGCUUUGUAAGAGUAGACAGUUAUUACCAUUGGCCUUGAAUUCAGCGUAGUUUGCUCCGCGGGCUGAGUUGUGACUGAGGGCGGUAACAAAGUGGUAAGUGGAUAGAGCUCAGUUCUUGUCCAGGUCAAGUGAAAGGUGUCAUUUAAGGCCAAAUUAAUUCCACAUUGUUACUUUUUCUUACUUAUUGAACCCCAUACUGAGUCUGAAGUAACCCUUGGGGGAGUGGGGCGGUCUCUCCUCUGCGCCCCCACGGGUAGGGGGCGGAGACAGCUGACAUGUCAGACUACUCUUGGGGUUGUACGACUUUACAGCAGGGUACACGUUACGGAGUUGUUGGUUUUAAACGAACCUUAUGAAAUUCGGUUGAGAACAGCCAACACGCUUGUGGUCACCUCAGUCAAAGAGAUUUGUGGUGUCGAGGUUGCUUUCACUCUCAAAAACACGUUUGUGACUUUAUGUUAUUUAUAGCUUUGCCAGCCGUUGGUAAGGCAACUGCAACCCCUUAAAGCUAGUUACUGAGCUCGAUCGAGCUCCCGUGACAGUCCCCUCCCCUUGAGAGGUAAACCACACCACCGGGGUCCACGCUCCUACUGUUUUCGAAUAGGAUUGUGGGUACAUUUACGCCCCGUUCGUAUUGAUAAGGUUGGAUAAAGUUUUUUAAAGACCCUGGUUGAUGGUCCCGCCUCGGCCCCCGGACCGUCGACCCUUACCCAGCGCUAGUUCAGUUAACUUAGGACUUCACGGGGACUCCAUUCUCUCUCAAUACGUUUGAGUAGGCUUUAUUGUGGAAGAGGGCUUUAGAUUCUAAGACGAGUAUGACUAUGAGUACGAGAUUUUCUCAAUACAAAGUAGUAAACGCGUGAACCAGCGUGAUUUUGGCGGGAAAACGUGAUGGCCGUCGUCAUUCUACUACGAGUUUUAGCGGGAAUAUCGUAGUGGCGGGAACAAGUUAUCAAAUGUUGGGAGUUUUACCAUUAUGCGAUCGGGAGAGGGCUUAACCUCUUCCAGUAAAGGUGUCAGUGGUAAUUUUUCUGGUGAAAACAUACAAUGAAGCUUUCGGGAUGUCUGUUUUUUGACAAUACGUGAAAAAACUUUAAAUUAAAUCUCGUACUCGUAGUAGUUCUCGUCCUCGAAUCUAAAGGUCUCUGUUAUCUUGUAAACCUGAAGUGAAGCCUGCAGUUCCCACCUUUGUGGUUUUCUCUCGUUAUGAGGAUGCCUUUCAGAAUCUGAUGUAAUUUUUACAUUCGUUUUUGCUUCAGGUAAUGAGAAUAAUCGAUUGUAUCAGACCCGAUAAACAGACUGUCAUGUUCUCUGCUACAUUCCCACGCCAGAUGGAAGCUUUAGCUAGAAAGAUCCUUGACAAACCUAUUGAGGUAAUGUGCUUGUUAAGGUACGGAAAAACGGGCAACAUGCAACUUGUCUUGCAACAUUGCUGCAAAAUGUGUUGAAUAGCGAUGCUGCGCGUUUUGCCACCCACGUCAAACCUGUCCUGCAGGAAUCAGGUUGUUAACAGGUUUGAACGUGGUCGGUAAAACGCGCAACAUCGCUUUUCAGCUCGUUUUGCAGCAGUGUUGCAAAGAUAAGUUGAGUGUUUUUGUUGCCCGUUUAACCGAAGCUUACACUGUAUCUGUAGUGAAAUUCUUUUAACGCAGUCGACAUAGUCGUCUCAGAGUUAUCCCAUUUUCUCUAUGGUCCGUUUUCUAUCCCGUAAUAUGUGUCUUGAUUCUGUUUAUAGACUAUCACAGUACAAACGUUACAUUUAAUAGAGAGCUUUAGAUUCUAAAACGAGGACUAGAUUUUCUCAAUACUAACUGGUGUGCGUGCGUGAACCAGCGUCAUUUUGGCGGGAAAAAAUGAUAGCCGUUGCCAUUCUACUUACAUUCACAUUCACAUAUUUUACCUCGCGAAAUCUAUUAUAGACAUAAUCGCAAGCUAAACUUAAACAGGUUUUAGCGAGAAUGUCGUAUUGACGGAAACCAGUUAUCUAAUGUUAGAGGAGAGAGGGCUUAAACUCCUUCAAUAAAAAUUACUGUGCUAACUUUUGUGGUGAAAAAAGGUUUAAUGAAGCGUUCCAGGCUGUCGAUUUUUUAAAGAAUUUUUAUUCGCGAAGAAUCUUUAAGUUCAAUCUCGUCCUUGGAGUCUUCCUCGUCCUCGAAACUAUUGGUCUCUAUUUACCAAAAUAAUUUUUCUUAGCGCUUACUGAAAUGAAACAGCAGCGGCCCAAAAAUUACCUGCAAAUGGGUAAAAUCUCGCGCACAAUAUUCUCUUGCGAUGCUCUCUCGUAUCAAAACCCCAAGCCUAAGAAAAUAACUUUCUGGGUUAGUUAGGUUAUUGAUAGUCCUUCAUCUAUUUUUUCUUCAUGAGUUGCUUUCUGUUUCUGUUUUUAGCCUGAAAUUGUUUUAAUAGUUGCCAUACUCCCAUUCAAGACUGAUGUUAUCGAUGAACUUCAAUGUACUUUUGAUGUUGUGUUUCAGAUACAAGUCGGUGGUCGAAGUAUCGUCUGUUCAGAUGUUACACAAAAUGUGGUAUGCAUUUCAUUUUUAUGCGUUUUGCUCUUGUGUUCAAACUUAAGCGGUGAGGUAUAGAAUGUACGAGCUCCCAAGGCGUGUCCAAAGUCACAUUCUUCCAGGCGAAGCGUAGCCACUGUCUGAGCUUGUCCAGUGUUUUUUGGGCCGGAUCUUUGUAUGUUGUCUCGUCUACGAUAAUCCAGAUGGUCUCCAGGGGGUUCACAUCACAUGAGUUUGCCGGCCGAUCCUCCUUUGGUAUAAAGUUGGCAAAUCCUUCUGACACUAUGCUUGCAUGAACCGCCUUUUCCUCUUCAAGGCUUUCCAACUUUUUUGGUAACUUAUCCCCAUACCGUUAUGCUCGAAACUUUGAUCGAUAAUGUGAAGUUGAAAUUUUUUUACCUUUCUGUUUUGUGGAAUUAUUAAGCAUACACUUACAGCUUUUUCGAUAAUAUUUCUCAGACAGUUUGUGAAAAAACGGCCAUGCAGUCCUUGGUUUGUCUUCUAACCAUUUGUUCGGUCAUCGUUCAGACUUCUUCAACAAUUUGACAAUUUUUUUUGACUGAAUAGCCAGAAGACCAUAAAAAUAGAUGCCUGAGCUCUUAGUAGCACAAACAGUGUAGGCCUUCAUUUUCAUGAAAGAGUAGAGAAAAUGAAAGUAAACGAUAAAAAUACCAGAAUAGAAAACCUACAAAAUAGGCAGGAAAAGUAUGGCGUACCUCGCGUACGUGUACAGUUGAGGCAAAAAUUAAAAAAAAAAUUAUAAUUUCUUCAAAUUUUAGUUUGAAAUUGCUUUUAACGGUUAUUUAGAUAAAUUUCUUACCUGAAUCAGUUUGCAUUUGCCUAAAGAAGCAUUAAAUGCUUUGCGCAAAAUACAAUAUACAAUCGGAACGAACUUUUGAAACACCCUGUAGUUUUAAGUGAGUCCUCUUGAUUGUGAAGGACAUGUUAGCAAUUUAGUUCAACAUUCAGUUGGAAGCGAAAACGCAAAUAAGAAGUCUGAGGAUAAACCCACUUAGAGGUUGAUAUUAAUUUCAAAAUAAACAUUAUACUAAGCGGUAGUUAUCUAACAGUUUUUGUACAUUUUAUUUUCCCAGGUUGUUAUUGACGAGGAUGACAAAUUUUUGAAACUGCUUGAGUUGCUUGGUAUUUACCAAGAAGAAGGUAAAUACUGGACUCGGAGCUUUCUUAAGGCAGUUGUCCGCAAGCUUGAGUAAGAUCUAAAACUCAGCUGCGACAGUUAAAGUAACGAACACUUGCAAAUUGGGGAAGAAUCAACAAGAAAGUGGAGGGUGGCAGAAGCUCCCACCCGCUUUUAAUUGGUCCGUCCCUUGUAUAUAGAAUACCAUGCAAAAAUUAGUGAUCUCCAAGCGAUGCCAAUGUUGUUUUCAAAUGCUCCCGACCCCCAAACCCAUAUGAUGCGUUAAAUGUGCUUCUGGCCCCCUGCCUUACCCACUUCUUUGUUUUUUUACUUUGUAACCCUUUGCAAUUGGAACUGUAUUGCCUUCUAUCUCGAAAGAAUCCGGCAACGUUCUGCUUUGUACAACGCAAAAUCUUCCCCCCAAAUAUUGACGAAGGGCGCCAAAAGGAACAACCGAUGCUAAGCGCGGGAAAUUAUUUAGUAUGUUGCAGACAUAGUUAUUUAGUAUGUUGCCUCUCUUACACCUGUACUAGUUGAUCUUUCCGCCAAUGAAACGUUGUAUUUCUAUGUGACGCGACUCUAACCCUAUCAAAAUAGGUAGCGUCUUGGUGUUCGUGGAAAAGCAAGAAAAAGCUGACAUGUUGUUCAAAGACCUACUGAAACGAUCCUAUCCGUGCUUGUCUCUCCAUGGAGGUAAGAUUGUAUAUAAUAACACACUUCAUACUUUUACCAGUAGUGUUGGUCUUAACUUUCGAGACUUGUGAAUGAAUCGUAAAGUUUGGCCAUUUACAGGAAACUUACUGAGCAGUACUUUCCUCGGUGCAAGGUGGUUUCAACUCUCGAGUCUGUGACCAUUGAAAUUAAAACUUCUGAGUACUUGUUUCCGUGCAACGUUUUAUUAUUUUACAGAAGGUAGUUGUUAAUAUCCGAAAUGUUCGCCGCUCCCUCUCACGUUGUAUAUAUUCCUUGCAGGUAUGGAUCAGUUUGAUCGGGAUAGCACAAUAGCUGACUUCAAGAAUGGCGUCACUAAUUUAAUGGUAAGAGAAUCACGACAAACAGCUUUAGUGGUAAAGCGUCUGGAUUAGAAAUCAGGGCCGAGUUUUUCAAAGCUGGGUUAAGAUAACCUAAGGUUAGUGCCAAAUUUGAAUUCAAAUACGAAGGCUUAAAAAGUAAAUUCAGUAUAAUCCUUUUUGUCAGCAAGUUGAUGAUGGGAUGCUCUUAAAAAUAACAGAAAAAAAUUGUCCAAGAAAAUGCUUUUGACCGAAAGAAAAAGAAACCCAGGUUAAAUUUAACCUUGGGCUAAGCGCUAAUCGACCUUCGAACAGCUGGGCUCAGAAAGUCAUAUGUUCGACUCUUAUUGCACUGGCGUAUCCUUACUUUCAGAUGAGGGGGUGGGGUGGGGGCUGAGAUAAGGGAGCGCGAUCUUCCAAAAAAAAUUUUUUUCGGCCCUUUGGGCCUCAGUGUGGUCUUAAAAUAAAGGAAGGGAGCCCUUCCCUGGAUACGCCACUGUACUGGGAGUGCUCGGAUUUUUUCUACCGAACCUCUUGGGUCACUGACUGAAAGUCGUCUUUCUUAGCUUUUUUUGUUAUGUUGAAGAGUUACGAAGCCUUGGGUCUUUUCUCUUUAAAGCUAACUGCAAACGGACUCAACAACUCCCAACAUUGUUGGCCCAACAAAGCUGGGAGUUGUUGCGUUCGUUUGCACGUGGCUAAACAUUUGACCGGUUUGAGACUUUGCGCAGCAACUCCCAACAACAUACAACAGGGUGUACAAACGGACGCAACGUAUAAAAUCCCAACAAUGUUGUGUCCGUUUGCACGGGGCUUAACAUCAAUAGGGAGCUUAAGCAGCGACGUUUUUGAGCGACGCACGUCAACCGGAAGUGAGGUAUUUUCCCUCUUAACAUACCUUGAUGAUAUAAAAUUUGUAUUCCUUAGCUUCUUUACUGUUAUAGAGGCGAUUUGACUGAAAAUUUGCGCGAAACCACCGUCAAAAAAUGAAAAAAGGCCACUUCCGGUUGACGUGCGUCGCUCAAAAACGUUGUUGCUUAAGCUCCCUAAUGAGCCUCGUAGGGAGACCUUAACCCUUUAAACCCUAACAUCAAAAUUCAAAUUCUCAUUUGUUAUCCCUAUACGUUUCCAAUAGAAGUAGUGGGGAGAAUUUGUUGAAGUAUCAAUUAGAUUCAUCUUGUUUGAUCAUGUCCUUAAUUCUCAUGACCACUCUGUUUUGUAAAGCACUGAUAUUACAAGGAGAAAUUUGACGCUGAUCACUCCUAGGGCUUAAAGGGUUAAAGAAACAGAGAACACGAAGGACGCACGCACCUGUGAAAAACGGAACACCAGAGAUGUGCGCCCUUCAUGAAAAACGAAAGAAGAUUAUGAACAGGUUAAAGUAACUCAUAUCUUUAGGUCUGUUCAGUCCAAAGCUGUGGGAAGCGUUGACAGCGUCUUAUUUUAUUCUUAUUUUUUAGAUUGCAACGUCUGUUGCUGCCAGAGGUUUAGAUGUGAAGCAGCUGAUCUUGGUGAUCAACUAUGAUUGUCCGAAUCACUAUGAAGAUUAUGUGCAUAGAUGUGGGUGAGUAAUGCUCGCUGGAAUUCAGUGUCCAGGGUGGAGCAGGGUGGUGUGGCAGCAAGAAUUAACAAGUCGAGUCAAGUCAAUUUUUAUUUCGAUUCACACACAAUUUUAAUUGAUACAAAUCAGUGAUUUUAAAUAUAAAAAUAAAAGAUUGUAAAGGAGGAAGAUAAUUUUUUCAACGUUAGGUUCAUUGUGCAGAGUUUGGGACGCAUAAAUAGUUCGGAGAAUUCGAACUAACCGAGUAGGUGACCCAAAACAACAAUACGAGUAGAAGGAAUAUAGUGACAAAAUAGUUGUUUUAGAUAAAAAGUAUUACUUCAUUGACAAAAUAGUAGUUAACGGUAACAUAAUCAUAACACUUCAGGAAUUAAUAACAGUAUUAUAACCAUCAAUCAUAGAAUUCUUGAUAUUUUGACGAAAACUCGACAACGGCUUGAUCUUCAGUAGAUAAGAAAUUCCAAAGGUUGGUACCGGUGUAAAGAAAAACGCUUGAUGACUCGUCCGUGGGAGGUUAAAUCAUCCCCAUCAUCACUCGGUCCUUUUGGUCGGGAUGCUUCGAACAAUGAUCUUAUUCCACGCAUUGCUGUCCGACAUCGCGUUCGCAAAAUCCUCCCUGUCAAUUCCGGAAUCUCUCGGGGUCAUGAUAUCUGGGAACGGUUAUAUAUAGCACACUGGAAAGCAAAGACAUAAGCAGACCCAGUAUGAAAUCAUAUAGCGGUCAACAUUGCCCAAUAUUGCUAGUAGCGGUAUACUGCUGAAAACAGUGAUGGAAACAGUUUCACUAAUUUAUGCCGUGAGACCUCAAAAUAGAGAAUGAAGACGCGCGCUGUCGAGGGAAACAUUUGGGUUAAUUUGUCGACGGGGGUAUCUUCUGUCCAGUCACUUAAAGGAAAUUUAUUUGCUUAUUACAAAUGCAAUUUAUUUGUCUAUUUAUCUGAUUGACGUCGCACUCGUUUAAGAUAGGAUGUUAUUAAAACGGGGUGAACAAGCAUGGAGAACGGAAAAUGUAAAAUGUAAACAAAACAGAAAAUUGGGAAUAGGGUCAUUGAAAGGAAAAGGGUUCAAAUUUUUUCCAUUCGUUUACUGUUCCCCUUUUCUUAUUUUGAUAACAUCCCACGUUAAGCUAGCGCAUCUUUUCGUUGAACUAAACUGAUUACGGUGAAGGCCAAACUUUCUGUUGUUUGUUUGUUUACCAGGAGAACUGGCCGAGCAGGAAGAAAAGGAACCUCGUUUACGUUCGUCACCUCCGAGCAAGGAAGGUGAGAUUGUGUGUGCAGCUACCUUGAUUGACUUUUCAAUGUUAUCAGAGUUCCAACUUGUUUAAAAUGUCAAUUUUUCUUCGUUCAUUUCUUUUUGUUUUGUUCUUUCUUGGCAGGCAUGCAGGUGAUAUUAUUAAGGUAAGAUUGAGUUUCAUAUGUACAACAUUAGACCAAAGUAUUUCUACCACGCGGAAUUUAUUGUAAAAAGGUAAAAGGCAAAGGCGCACACAAGCCGAAGGCCCAAACGGCCGGAGCUUAUCCUGGUUUCUGUAGCAUGAAGCAUGCCUAUGAGUAUUGCUUCUUCCCCCUGGACAGGAUGCUAGUCCAUCGCAGGGUUACCCCCCAGCAGUAUGUCGCCAGUAUCCGUUUACACCUGGGUGAAGAGAGACAAAGUGGAGUAAAGUUUCUUGUCUAAGGAAACAACGCGAUGGGCGAGGCUUGAAACGUGGAUCUUCAGAUCCGAAUUUCGAGGUGUUAACCGCUCGGCCACACGCGCCCCCACAUGCCCUCACUUGUUGUAAUCUUCGUUUAUUAAUAAUUCUUUCUGCUGUACGUUCUGCAGGCGUUAGAAUCUUCGGCUGCUGUGGUUCCUGAUGAACUUCGAAAAGUAUGGCAGGAUUAUACAGAAGAGAGAAAAGCGGUAAACUGACUUUGAUUUCAUCUUUCAUCUCUCCCCCCCCCCCCUCCCCUCUAAUAACCUUUUUUGAGCAGUUCAUUUGAGGAGUUGAUAGGCUGACCAUUGAUAAAAAUAUAUUGUGUUGCCAUCAUUUCAUAGCACUGAUUAAUCUGAAUACUAUUUUAGGAGGGAAAGACCGUCAUCCAAAACAGUGGAUUCACAGGCAACAAAGGUAGGCCCAACCCUGUUUUGAUAUUACGUUAAGUCUUAAAGUUUAGUCGAUACUCUGUGUGGACAAGAGCAAAAAAUUACGACUAACGAGUGCAUCUGUUGUGUUGCUUGUUCGGCGAGUGUUGGCCGCAUGCAUGCGGAGAGGAAAUUAUGUUUCGGGAAAGAAGUGUCGUAAACAAAGCAAUGCAAACCUUAAUGUUAAGUUCUCGCAAUGGCUGAUGUGGUCUAAAGAAAAGAAAUGCACUUUAUGUGAGUGUCAAUGUAUUUAUCACGAAAUUACCAAUUGAGGACACUAGUUUGACGUCUGCUACUGGAGACGGGACCGCCAUUUUACGUGCUUAUCCGAGCCACGCGAAGGUCUAGUACAUGAAGGUCUGGGUAUUGGUCCGGUUCCAGGGGAUCGAGGUCGCGACCUCCCGUAUGGUAGUCAAACGCUCUACUGACCGAGCUAAUCCUGCCGCGUUAGUGACUAAAAAUUAGCUUAACUUCAAUUAGUCAAGCAAAUUAUAGUCAACAUUUGUCAUUUUUAGAGUGAUCCGGUGCCUUGAUAACACAUCAACAUUAAGAAUUACAAACUAAAUAUUACUAAUGAUUUGAUGCUAAAAUCACUCGUAUUAGCACCUUAUUACACCUACAUUUUUUUGUUCUGUAGGUUACAAAUUUAACGACGAAGAGAAAGCGAAAGUGAGCGAAGCGAAAAAGAUUCAGAAAUGGGUGAGUUUAUUAAAUGACCCAAACAUAUGCCCUGAAAUCUUGUGCGACUGAAAAUUUAUUUAUUCAAGAGGGAGCUUAAGGAAUUACGACGACGACGACGACGACGACAACUUCAAAAAACAAUAGAUUUAAUGAUCAAAACAACAGCUGUGCAUGUACCUCACGCUUUUGAGUACAUUUCUUUGACGUCCACUGCACGACUACGACGUGAAACCUCCUAAUUUGACGUUUUAUAGAGGACGUGGACAUACGACGACGAAUUUUCCUUCCUCUUUUUUAAGUUGAAUAAAAUCCUUAAGAAUUCAACUUCAGGAAAAGUCGCCUGCAUUUGACAUAUUGAGCGGCUCUAAAUAGACGCGAUUAAGUUUGAAAGAACACAAAUUCAUUCUUUUAGCGACGUUUUCACUGCCGUCCUCGUCGUCGUUGCUUAAACAACCCUCCAAGUUGCGACCGUUUUAGUUGCCAUGGCGCCUAAAAUUUUGAAGCUGGCGGCUUGAUUUGUAAAAAAGUCUCCCUAAACCAAAAGAAUUGGUCGCCAAAUGGCGACAAGCAAAGACUUUAACUUGGAGGGUUGUUAAGGUCCCUAAUUACUUAUUUUCAGGCUCUUGGUCUCCAAGAUUCGGACGAUGAAGCAGAAGCUGAAGAGAAAGCUGUGGAAGAGGUACUAUUUUAACCCUUUAACUGCCAAGUUCUGAUUAGUAAUUCUCCUUGCUGGCUGCUUUUAUUCUAUACAUUUCUUUGUACGUUAUUUAAGAGAAUUUGAGGUUAUAUGAAGAUAACAGCCUUCAGCUCAUACAUUUGCCUUUUCUCAUCACCUAUCUAUUGGACAAUGCAUUGAUGUUACGAGGAGAACUUACAUGCGGAUCACUUCUGGGAGUUGAAGGAUUAACUUUAGUUUGAAAAUCUUGAAUAGCCGUCAGUACACUACCAGGCUCCCUAACAGCUGGCAUUUGCUUAGCGUUGCUUGAUGAGCCCAGUAACGGUUGCAAAAUUUCAAGACCAAGGCAGAAAUCCACAAGGGCCUGUCAUCCUCUCUAAUAAAGAAUCAUCUAAUGAAUUUAAACUGUAGAGUCUGGAGAAGGCAUUAUUAACUGAUGCUUGUUUUUCCGAACUCCCGCUCUUUCGCUCGCUUUUGCUGCAUAAAACAUAAAAAACUCUCCUGCUCGCGCUUCGUGCUCGGGGAAACUUUGAGCUCGACUUUUAGGCGAGUCUAGUAUUUCAGUAAAUUCGUUUAAUAAAGGUGCGACUGAGCCCUUUUUCGAAUUUUGUUUGUACUGAUUUAGAUUGACAAGCAGUUGGAUGCUGUGUUUAGCAAAGGAAAACCACACAUAAAGAAAGAAACGCCAACAGCAGCAGCGAGCGGCGGUGAACAAAUCAAAGGCGAACAACAGGGUGAGAUAAAGUCGGACAUUAUUUCAAAACUUCCCCCCCCCCCCCCCCCCCCCCCCCCCAGGGUGAGAUAAAGUCAGACAUUAUUUCAAAACUUCCCCCUCCCCCUCCCCCAGGGUGAGAUAAAGUCAGACAUUAUUUCAAAACUUCCCUCCCCCCCCCCCCCCCCCAGGGUGAGAUAAAGUCAGACAUUAUUUCAAAACUUCCCUCCCCCCCCCCCUUAAUCCAUUUACAAGGCGUUUUCACAGGACGUCACUUCCGCCAUGUUGGAGUCCCAAAACAAUAAAACGGCGUUCAUGUUUGUGUCCUGUGGGAUUUGAACUCUUUUCUUAUGUAAACGAUUUCUGUUGUCGAAACAGCGUGAAUCCACUCUUUAAGGGCCUGUUUACAUGGAGUGGGGGACUCCGGUCUAGUGGAGUUGGUUUCUUUUGUUUUCACGCUCUGGGGGACACAAAACAAAAGAAACUUACCCCACUAGACCGGGGUCCCCCACUCCAUGUAAACAGGGUCUAAGUGACGUUUUUGUAGCCGUCGCUGGCGUUGUUGCCUAAGCUCCCUAUUCUAAUCUUACUUUUAAGUUGGUCGGGUGGGGAAAAAAACAUGAAAUCAGGAGAAGUAGAGUGGAGUCCGAACACUUUUUACCAUUUUUUGUUGUCAUGGUUAUCUCUGUGUCUAGCCCCUCUAAGACAUUUCCCCAGGCCUUCGCGGUCAUCUUUGCUUGGUAAGAGAACUCAAUAUCUCGUUUUGUUGAACUUUCAGCUAAGCUCAACCUGGCCACAAGUAUAGCGGCUAAAAUCAACCAGAAGAUUAUUGCUGGGACAAACGUGAGUGCUUUUGGAUACAUUUUGGGUACUGUAAAUGAUCUAAUGGACGCCUGGGGCGUCUUUGUAAUUUUGGGAGCCCGAGAGGGGCCGUUUAAUAGAUAGGAGGCGUUUUUGAUCAAUGUGAUUUUUUAAACCGCAGCUUUCGAUCUCAGAAUCCAACAAGACGCAAUGUGCAAAAUUUUGUUAAUAAAACAAGAAACUUGAUAAAUUGAAUGGUUUUGCCCCCGUUUGAUAAUUUCUAGCAUUUUGGAGUAACUGUCAUGGAUGGCGUCUAUUAGACAGGAGGCGUUUAUUGGAGAGGGGCGUCCUAUGGUCUAGUACACACUGAAUGGCUUAAGGGGGCGUUUAUUAGACAAGAGGCGUUUAUUUGAGAGUGGACGUCUAUUAGAUCAUUAACGGUAAUUACAAUUUUUAUUGUCAGAGUAUCGGGUCUGAGGUAUAUAUUACAUGAAAACAACGACGACAUAUUGUCCUGGGCCGGGUUGUUCGAAGAAGGGUUAAGUUAACUCAGGGUUAGUGCGAAAUUUUAUUUUUGCUUGAGAAGCAAAUUCAGUUGUAUUCUUUUUGCCUAAAAUUUGAUGAUUGGAUGCGCUAAAAAGAAGAGAGAAAAUGACCAGGGAAAAUGCUUUUGAACAAAAGAAAAACAAACCCGGGUGAAAAUUUAACCCUGGGUUAGCGCGAAUCGGCCUUCGAACAACUGGGCCAUGUUUUUGUCGCUUACUAAUCCCCAGUCCCUUUCUGUUAAAGCAAUGAGAUCAUGCCGAAUAUAAUAAAGGUUGCGGAAAACACGAGCAGAUACUAUUGGCAAACAGUAAUAAUUUAGAUGAAGUGUCUUUCAAUGGCUGAUGCAAAUAUUUAAGAACUACAUUAUAUACCUCAUAAGUAUUAAAUUCGGCACAUAUUUAUUAUUCGGUUGUUGUUGUAGAAUAUGGACCCAACUCAGCAGGCUGCAAGCCAGAUCAUCAAAGGAGGAACCGUCACUGCUCUUACUGUAAGGAAAAAACUUAUUUGUACAAACUGUUUUGUCAGCGGCUGCAGCUUUAACACAGUGCGCAGUUAAAUACCAUAAGAACUUGUUCAGAGGAAUUAUGUUGCCAAAAGAGAUUUACUAAGGGCCUGUUUACAUGGAGGUCGGGGAUCCCAGGUAGGUGAGGUAACCCGCUUUGGUGGGUAACCCGCCUGUCCACAUAAUCUCUUAUUUUAGCUUGAUUACAUUUACAUGAAAGGUGGGGUGACCCUUCGCAUGUUACCUCACCUAUCUGGGGUCCCCCACCUCCAUGUAAACAGGCCCUAAGCUGGCAAAACUGCAUUUUCUUUUGUUUUGUGUUUGUCACUUGCAUGCUGUUAUGCCGUUGUUAUUGUUUAAUAUUUUGGCAUGAUCAGAUACUGAAAACUUCUGAAGAUAAGUGCACCAAGUUGUAGUGCAAGAUAAAUUUCCUUCAUUUUACUUUUUAUUGUCUCUUUUGCUUGUUAAUCGGUUGAAUUGGACCAGGAGUUACAAAUUGGGAGCUUUGCAAACCCUUCUUAUUCGAGUCUUACUCACCUAUCUUCCACAUUAGAUUGUUCAAAUUCCCCAAAUUUUUUCAAGAUCAUCGAGAUUCGAGCGCUCAGCAUUUUGUAGCAGUCAUUUUGUAAUUGGUUUCAAAAGUACCGACGAGGCGGACGUUGGGCUUUAUAGACUGGGUGAAGAAGACUGCCUGUAGCACCCUUUUUCUAUGAACUUACGGGAAAAUAGGGAACUGUGAACAGUCUACUUCCGCAUCUGAUGUUAAAAUGCGACUGGAACGGAAGUUACAGAGGCUCACCUGGAUCUGAUUUAGGGGCCAUUUUCACGGAACUCUGAUAAUCAGUGGCGUGCAAAGCAUGACUGAAGUCAGUGAACCUUAAUGUCGUGGCCCGCGUUUUUUUCCCUUAGGGCCUGGGUCUAGCCAAACAGCUGGCCGAGAAGAUUCAUGGGAAGAUUGGGUAUGAGGCUCCAGUGGAGGAAACAAAACAGGACGAAAAACCAAAAGAAGAAGAACAACGGUAUGAAGAUGAAGUGGAAAUAAACGACUUCCCUCAAACUGCACGCUGGAAAGUCACAUCAAAGGUACGUGUUAACUUUGGCUCGAAAUUAACUUUUUCCUUCAGGCUUUAACUCUGGCGACCGGAGGGAAAAAUUCGAUCGCCAAAACGAAAAUUUCUGGUUGCCAGUUUAUGACUGCAGGACAGCAUGGCGGUUGAACUAUAAAGCUAGUACUAAUAUGACUAACCUACCUUUACGCCCUCCUUUGUAUCGCUUUCAUUGUUGAUCUGAUUCCGAUUUUGCAUUUAAGUGGAUUCUGCCGCCGAUUCUGUCGUACCGCGAGGCAGAUUUGCUUCAACCAAUCAGAAGCACUACCCAGAUCUGGGCAGUGACACGUCAUCAGUAUGGAAUUUCUGCAUCCGUUCUUCAGACGUCAAUUUGGCGGGGAAAUCGUUGGUGGCGUCGCGAAAUGUCGGCUGUUUUCUCUUUCUCUAUUAUUCAUUAUUAUCAGUGGUGGAUCCAGGGGAGGGGCCCGGGGGACCCGGCCCCCCACUUAAUUUUCGACCAAAAUGAGGCCGAAAGGGCGGAAAAAAAUUUUUUUGGAGACCGCCACCCCCCCCCAUUGGCCACUGAUUAUUGUAUUUAUUUUUUCUGUGAAUCCCUGCAGGAAACAAUCAUGAACAUCACCGAAGUCUCUGAAGCUGCCAUUACAGUUCGUGGCACAUUCUUUCCACCAGGUAUAAAUAAAUCAGAUGUUUUCCUUAGUUAACAGUGGCUCUGCAAUGUUAUUUCUUCUCGGCUAAUUGGUUGCUUUUUGCCCUCGAAAUUUGACUCUAGCAGCAAUAAUGGACCUUCGCAACCCUCGCACGUUUGUUCAAUUUUUGACAACGACCAGUUGGCGAAAAUCUAAAAACGCCAAAAAAGAACGCCUGAAAAUUGUCUGCUGUAAAAAAACCUGUCCACCAUUGAUAUGCAUGUUACUGCGUGAUUUGUCCCGUGAAAGUACAGUGGAAUCCCGUUAAAUAAUACGGUCACCAGUGGGCCAAAAAGAAUUUGGCCGUAUUAACGGGGUGGCCGUAUCAACGUGGGUUUUUUUUACAAGAAAAUAUAGGGCGGUUUUAGCCAGGCGGCCAAAAAAAGUGGCAGUAAUAACGAGGUGACCGUAUUAUCGAGGUGGCCGUAAGGCGGGGUUUCACUGUAUGUGUAAUCACAGAGAUUGUUGAAAGCAUUUGAAAUAUUUUGAGCUGUAUAUCUGAUGAUUCUUUUUACUUUCUUUUUCCCUGUAGGCAAAGAACCCAAGGCGGAAGGCGAGAGAAAAAUUUAUUUAUACAUCGAAGGUAAACGUAUGACUCCUUUACUAUAAUCAAUCAAUCAAAUCAAGUCAAUCAAGCAACAACUUUCAAAACGUGUCAAAACUUCUAGAAUACCACAAAGGGGUGCAUCAAUCGAAGACACUUGGGGAAGUGUCGAAGGAAGCAUAGUUCUCGCUAACUGGAGUAAAGGAUAUAGCAGGUUUAAUCUCACAAGUCUGUGUUAUUUGUUUACAGGUCCUUCUGAACGGUCGAUCCAUUUAGCUAAACUUGAAGUAAAGCGAGUCGUCAAGGAAGAAAUGAUAAGACUUGUAAGUACAUAUCCAUUGUUUAGCCCUCGACUUUUCUUUCUCUUUUUACAUACUUGCCCUUCGGAAGAUCGUGUCUUUCGCGCGUUCUUCGGGCCGUCAAGCGUGUGUUCUAUGAAACCGAUCAAAUGAGUUUGUCCUACAAGUUAAGUAACAUCAGUCUUACUGAAUCCGAAAGACGGAGAUGCUUUCUCUUAACACUUGAUUCAAGCGAAUAUCAUGGGAAUAAUAAUCAAGAAAAGGCUUUCACUGCUAGAGUUAGCUUGCUUUGAAAGGGCAUGGUAAAGGGGGGAAUUCCGACACGUGAGAACGCGAUGGGUAAUAAUUCUCUUCCCUCCUUCCUCGCGCAACCAUCGCGUUCUCGCGUGCCAGCCUUCUCAAGUUGGAGCUACUUGAGUACGGUCUCCCUCCCCGGAGAGUUUUCUCGCAGGUUAGGGUACUUUGUAUCGAUGUUCUAUUGGCCAGCUUAAGCAAAGCCUCUGUCCCAAGGAGUUUAACUUUUGCAAGACAAAAUAUUUUCACCUAGUCCUUCCAUUCAGCUAAGUCAAGUGCUUCUCUACGAACAACAACCAUGGAAUGCUAUAGCAAAGAGCUACUACUCCCGUUCCACCUCUCCCAGGGGCACGCGUGGUUUGUUUGUGCUUAGAGCACAGGAUACUAAGUACCUUCGUGGCUCGUACAAAACUUACCGUAAAGCGGUACAUUAACAUGAACAUUUUAUUGUUUCCUUUUCACUAGGGUUCGUUCCGUGGACCUCAGUCUACUGGCAGAUACAAAGUGCUUUGAAAGUAUCUUAUGGUCUUCUGUCUUGAUCUCAGUGUGAUCUGAUGGCGCCCCUGAUCUUCUUCUAACGCGGUCUUCAAUAACAGCACCCGCUUCUUUCUCUUUUUGUAUUCCUUCAAGGGAAAACAAAGUCGCCUGCAUUCUGCGCUUUGAUCUACGUUGGGAGUUGGGGGAGCGAGAAGGAUAGAUGCCGCCUCGCCUCUCUUCUCUUUCCUCCGCAGUUUCCCUGUAAGCGAGAGAAGGUGCAUCUCACAUCUCAGGGAACUAAACGAGAUAUGUCGAUCUUCUGUACUAGCUUUGGUCUGCUGUAUUAGCACUAAUGUGUUUUUAAGAUUAUAACAUAAGCAAACACGUUUUUAUUGAAAUUGUUUUAUAGGGUAUAAUUACUGUUAAACUACUUAGCUGACAAGUGAAAAGCUCUUAGGCGAUUUCGCUUACUUUUAAAUUGCGAUAGCUAUGCAUGCAGUCGAAACCUGUACUGAGCGACACCUCUGUUACGGGUCAACUUUGUUAACAGUACUGAGUACUUCGAUACCCUACACAUUCAUGAGAGUUCUUACAUAAUUAUUUUGAGCGUUUGUUGGCAUCCUUCUCUGGAACCUGCAGUGUUUCUGUUGGCCAUUGCAGUUAUCUUUUUCCUGUUAUCAAAUAACGAAAUAAAGUUUAGCAUC